This is a messenger RNA of Vigna unguiculata (cowpea), 3165 nucleotides long. Its product is annotated as receptor-like protein kinase THESEUS 1. The record is from RefSeq and is a predicted model, not a curated record. Lineage: Eukaryota; Viridiplantae; Streptophyta; Magnoliopsida; Fabales; Fabaceae. Gene Ontology annotation, molecular function: protein kinase activity; ATP binding. Gene Ontology annotation, biological process: protein phosphorylation.
CUCAAUUCCUAAACUUCCAUUCCGUUAUUUAUUUGUUUAUUUUCUUCAUUUUGUUACUUACUCGUUUGGUUACAAAGAUUCUGAGUUUUGAAAACUACACCACACCACAGAAUCUUCGAGUAACAGCUGGUUCUGUGGGAGUUUCAACCUUCAAGUUUGAAGCUUUGAUAACACUUUUUGAUUUUUAUUCUUAUUUUCUCUUUCUGGGGUCCACUUUUUCCCACUGUAAUUGACAGCCUAAUCAACAGCCUGGAAAAGGUGUUUGCAUUGCGGCCACACUAAAAAGCUAAACUUGAUGGGAUUUCAGUGAUGGGGUUCACGUAAUCUAAAUUGGGUCUCAUUUUGUUUCAGAUUUUGAGCCCUGUUAAUCACUUUGGGAGAAGCAAGUUUAUUCACGACUUAAAGGGUUUUUCUGCGGCUCGGGAGAUAAAGUUAAGGUUAAAGGCUUAAAGGGUAUUGCUUCAAUUGUUUUAUGGAUUGGUGCAUUCUUGGGGAACUACAAUGGUGAUGAUGAAACUUGUAAAGUGGGUUUCCUUUGUUUUUGUCGUUUAUUAUUUGUUUUUGGUGAAUGGUUCAUCUGCUACAUUCACUCCUAAUGAUAAUUAUCUAAUUACUUGUGGUUCAUCCCAAAGUAUCACUUUCCAAGAUCGCACUUUCGUCCCUGACUCACAGCAUUCUUCACCGGAGUUGAAAACCUCGAAUUCUGUUGUUGCUAGUUCAAAUUCUAGUGUCCCUUUUCCAAUAUAUCAAUCAGCUAGGAUUUUCACUGAGAAAGCUUCUUAUAGGUUUAGGGUUGAUGAAGGUAGGCACUGGUUGAGACUAUAUUUUUACCCCCUUACCAACUCAGCCCACAAUUUGACUGAAGCUGUUAUAACAGUGGUCACUGAUGAUUUUGUCCUCUUGUGCAACUUUUCCUUUAGGAACUACAAUGGUUCAUAUAUGUUUAGGGAGUAUGCCAUCAAUGUUACCUCUGAUACCUUAACUGUCACCUUCAUUCCUUCAAAUGGUUCUGCAGUGGCUUUUAUCAAUGCAAUUGAAGUUGUUUCAAUGCCAAAUGACUUGUUUGUUGAUCAGGCAUUGGCCCUUAACCCAACUGCACCAUUCAAUGGCCUUUCUGAACUUGCUUUUGAGACAGUUUAUCGUUUAAACGUGGGUGGUCCCUUGCUCACUCCCCAGAAUGACACCCUGGGAAGGACUUGGGAGAAUGAUCAGAAAUACCUCCAUGUGAAUAGUUCAGUCACUAAUGUGUCUGUUAACCCUUCCAGCAUUAAGUAUCAUCCAGGUGUUACACCUGAGACUGCACCCAAUUGGGUCUAUGCCACUUCUGAAGCAAUGGGGGAUGCAAAUGUAGCCAAUUCAAAUUUCAACAUCACUUGGGUCUUUACUGUGGAUCCAAACUUCUCCUACUUCAUCAGGGUGCACUUUUGUGAUAUCUUUAGCAAAUCUCUCAACACUCUGGUGUUCAAUUUGUUCAUCAAUACUGACAUAGCUCUUGGAAGCCUUGACCUCUCAUCCAUAACCAAUGAUUUGUCUGUGCCUUACUAUAAGGACUUUGUUUCCAAUGCCUCAGCAGACUCCAACAUUUUGACAGUGAGUGUUGGUCCUGAUACAAUGGCAGAUAUCACAAAUGCCACCAUGAAUGGAUUGGAGGUUAUAAAGAUCAGUAAUGCAUUCAAGAGCUUGGAUGGAGUUUCUUCAGUUGAGAGUCUCCUUCCUAGUUCAUCAUCAAGUAAAAGCAAGAAGGGUAUAAUAAUAGGUUCUUCCAUUGGAGUUCUGGCUGUCAUAGCUUUGCUUGGUUUGUGUUACUGCUGCAUGGUGAGAUACAAAUCAAAGUCUACUCAACAGGGUCAUUCUUGGCUUCCUUUACCCUUAUAUGGAAACUCUCAAACCAUGACAAAAAUGUCAACAACUUCUCAGAAGAGUGCAACUGCAAGCUGCAUUUCCUUAGCUUCAACAAAUCUCGGACGGUUCUUCACUGUCCAAGAGAUCCUUGAUGCAACCAACAAGUUUGACGAGAAGCUGCUUCUUGGUGUUGGUGGCUUUGGAAGGGUUUACAAAGGAACACUUGAAGAUGGGACAUAUGUGGCUGUUAAAAGGGGGAACCCCAGAUCAGAACAAGGUCUUGCAGAAUUCAGAACAGAAAUUGAGAUGUUAUCCAAGCUUCGCCAUCGCCACCUUGUGUCUCUCAUUGGGUAUUGUGAUGAGAGAUCUGAAAUGGUUCUUGUCUAUGAAUACAUGGCUAAUGGACCUCUCAGGAGUCAUUUAUAUGGAACAGACCUGCCACCACUAUCAUGGAAGCAACGGCUUGAAAUUUGCAUCGGAGCAGCAAGAGGUCUUCAUUAUCUCCACACAGGAGCAUCUCUAAGCAUAAUUCACCGCGAUGUGAAAACAACAAACAUCCUCUUAGAUGAUAACUUUGUUGCUAAGGUUGCUGACUUUGGCCUCUCCAAAACUGGUCCUGCUCUUGAUCAGACUCAUGUGAGCACUGCUGUGAAAGGUAGUUUCGGUUAUCUUGAUCCUGAAUACUUCAGAAGGCAACAGCUUACAGAGAAAUCAGAUGUGUAUUCAUUUGGGGUAGUUUUGAUGGAAGUGUUGUGCACAAGACCAGCCCUGAACCCUGUUCUUCCUAGGGAGCAGGUUAACAUAGCUGAGUGGGCAAUGACAUGGCAGAAGAAAGGAAUGCUUGAUCAAAUCAUGGAUCAGAAUCUGGUGGGGAAGGUGAAUCCUGCUUCUCUGAAGAAGUUUGGGGAAACAGCUGAGAAGUGUUUGGCCGAGUAUGGAGUGGAUAGGCCUUCUAUGGGUGAUGUUUUGUGGAAUCUUGAAUAUGCUCUGCAGCUUCAAGAGACCUCUUCAGCACUCAUGGAGCCUGAAGAUAACAGCACAAACCACAUCACUGGAAUUCAGUUGACUCGUCUUGAGCCUUUUGACAACAGUGUUAAUAUCAUUGAUGGGGGAAACUCUUUCACAGAUGAUGAUGCAGAAGAUGCUGCCACAAGUGCAGUGUUCUCACAAUUGGUAAAUCCUCGUGGAAGAUGAGUUCUUCUGAUGUGUCCUUGAUUCUGGCCUUGGACUAACCAACAAGUCCUGAUUUGUGAAUCAAUGUUAUUUUCCAUUUGGUUAAUGCUUUUGUAAUUCUUUGUUCUGUCUUUUUUUUUUUUUUUUUUC